Molecule: messenger RNA, 4539 nt
Organism: Cheilinus undulatus (humphead wrasse)
Lineage: Eukaryota; Metazoa; Chordata; Actinopteri; Labriformes; Labridae
Gene: crhr2
Product: corticotropin-releasing factor receptor 2
Exons: 12
Coding region: 1-1245 (414 amino acids)
Biological process (GO): long-term synaptic potentiation; adenylate cyclase-modulating G protein-coupled receptor signaling pathway; cell surface receptor signaling pathway
Cellular component (GO): plasma membrane; dendrite; axon terminus
Molecular function (GO): peptide hormone binding; corticotrophin-releasing factor receptor activity; corticotropin-releasing hormone receptor activity
Source: RefSeq, a predicted model, not a curated record
AUGGAUGCUACACUGUAUCAGAUUAUUUUCGGGGAGCUCGCGGACUUGAACUGUAGUUUGAUGGAUGCUUUCCAGGACACUUUUUUGGAAAACGCGUCCCUGUCUUUGCUCACCACUGAUGGUUUUUAUUGCAAUGCCACUACGGAUGAGAUUGGAACCUGCUGGCCGCGGAGCAGCACUGGGAGGAUCGUGGAGAGACCCUGCCCGGAGUACAUCAACGGGGUGAAGUACAACACAACCAGGAGUGCAUACAGGGAAUGCAUGGAAAAUGGGACAUGGGCGUUGAAGAGCAAUUACUCCAAUUGUGAGCCCAUUUUGGAGGAGAAGAGAAAAUAUCCAAUGCAUUAUAAAAUCGCACUCAUCAUCAACUACCUAGGCCACUGUAUCUCUGUGGGAGCUCUAGUCGUGGCCUUCAUUCUCUUCUUGUGCUUAAGGAGCAUACGAUGCCUUCGAAACAUCAUCCACUGGAACCUGAUCACCACCUUCAUACUAAGGAAUGUGAUGUGGUUUCUGCUUCAGCUGAUUGACCACAACAUCCACGAGAGCAACGAGCCCUGGUGUCGAUUAAUCACAACAAUAUACAACUACUUUGUGGUGACAAACUUCUUCUGGAUGUUUGUUGAAGGAUGUUACCUCCACACAGCCAUCGUUAUGACUUACUCCACGGACAAGCUCAGAAAGUGGGUCUUUCUCUUCAUUGGCUGGUGUAUUCCAUGUCCUAUUAUAGUAGCCUGGGCCAUAGGGAAGUUGUACUAUGAGAAUGAACAAUGUUGGUUUGGUAAAGAACCUGGAAAAUACAUGGACUACAUUUACCAAGGACCUGUUAUUCUUGUGCUCCUGAUAAACUUUGUUUUUCUCUUCAAUAUCGUUAGAAUUCUGAUGACCAAACUUAGAGCUUCAACCACAUCUGAAACAAUACAGUACAGGAAAGCUGUGAAAGCAACACUGGUCCUCUUACCGCUGCUGGGCAUCACCUACAUGCUCUUCUUUGUGAAUCCAGGAGAGGACGACAUCUCACAAAUCGUUUUCAUCUAUUUUAACUCGUUUUUGCAGUCAUUUCAGGGGUUCUUUGUGUCCGUGUUUUACUGCUUUCUAAAUGGAGAGGUACGUUCUGCAGUGAGGAAACGGUGGCACCGCUGGCAGGACAACCACGCAUUGCGGGUGCGAGUGGCCCGAGCCAUGUCCAUCCCCACAUCUCCAACCAGGGUCAGCUUCCACAGCAUCAAACAGACCACGGCCGUGUGACCAGAGGGAUAAGCACACAAUCUCCAACACAACAUCUUAAAGAACAGACUUUAUGUUCUGGAUAAUAAUUUACAGAGUGGACUCAUUCCUCGCACAAGAUCACAAAGCCAGGGAUGUUUCUGUUGUCUUGUGGGGAAAAAUAGCAUCAAAAGAUGCACCUUUUGCUGCACAUGAAGAAUGACUGAAAAAAAGAACGAUUCAGGAGGUUUCAUCUCCUUAAACAUGCGGUACAUGAGGUGAAGGUUCUGAGUUUUCCGGGAGAUUAGAGCAUCUGGCCUCAUCAUCAAGCUGUCAAAGUAAGUCUCGUCGUCUGAUCUUACAGUGUUGUCAUCUUAAUGCCUGCUGCUUUUUAAUGAACUAAGAUUAUCCCACUGGAUUUGCAGCAGGAUACUUUAUAACAGCUCACACACUUGUAAGCAUCUGCUUCAUUCUUACUCAGUGGGUGGGCGACGAGGAAUUCAGGCAGUAUAAUUAGACACGUCAACCAAGAUUCACUCAAAAUGUGGCUAGAAAAAGACAUUUGUGUGUAGGGAAUAUUAAAAUGCUCUUUGAGUAAACUGCUUUUUGGCCUCAGCAGCUGCUUUUGACAGUAAGGAAAGAGGCUUCAGGGAAAGAGACGGUUAACCUGGGUAAAAUAUCAACAAAAAAAGGUGUAAAAUUUAGUAGUGACUCUCGCUGAGAGGGAUGAAAAAUAAUUUUGUGUGAAACUAGCAAGUGUUCUUCACCCCAUAGCAUUAAGGAACAUAUUCGGUCAAUGUGAAGUGGUGACUUUUUAUAAAAACAAGCCAUUCAAGUGGAGCCUUUAUAAUGUGUCCUCAAAGAAGUAUUCUUUAAUAAGUGAUUUCAUACAAAGUGAAGCUUGUCGUGCGGUUAUGUACAAUUGUAAGCAUUGUUUUCUUCUUUUGUACAAGCAGAGCUUUCUUUCUGGUCCAGGUAUUCGUUUCCACCAUUCCUUUUUGCUUCCUAUUUCACUGGUAUUGUUUUGGAGAGUGUGAACGUACAGAGCAAUUUUAGCUCUAAUGUGCUUGAGGUCCCUGAGGCUGAUGGAAGAGGAGGCGAGAUAAGAUACAAAACACUCUCACUCAUUUCUUUAUUUCAUUUUUGUUAUUAUGUGUAUGUAUGGUAAGUGCAGGCACAGUGAAGUUAAUUAAUUUAUUUUGGCUUUAUGAAAUCCCUCUUUUAAUGAGCAUCACAACUUAGCCACUGGUUCAAGAGGGAGGAAGUUUAACGAGUGGGCACCAAUUUCCUCUAAUACCAACUCUUUCAUCUCCCCAGGCCGCUCACACAAAAACAGGAGCACCAAGCAUCUAUCUGCAGUCUCAAACUCUAAAGUGCUUGUCUUUUCUGCAAAGUCACAGAGAAGGAUAAUGAUAUCGGAUACAAAAAAGCAUGCAUUAUGCUACAAGCCCAGUCUCUUAUGUUGAUGCUCCUUUGUGUGUCUUUGUUAUUGUUAGGCUACAAAUCAUCAGAAGUGUAGCCUGGUUCUGUUUGUCCUACAGUACAUUUAUGUGUAUUUCCAUCCAUUACUUAAUUAGGAGUCAACAUGUUGAGCAGUAGGCAAAAACUUCCAACACAGAAUCAGAUUAAACUUCUGGUUACAUUCAGGGUAAGGGCUUAGGUUAGGGCUCAGACACCAGAAGUUAAAAGUUAAAACAAGACAUGGAAAACCUGAUUGUAAAAUGUUUAAUAUAGCCAAUAAAUCAGUCUGCGAACCGAAAAAAAAAAAAAAAAGUUAAAGUUCACCCAUGAAAUUUAACCAGCAAGUCAAGCUAAAGCUAUCAAAGCUACAUUAGAUUACAUAGCUAAAGCUAACAUUGCCAAGGAUAACAUUGCUACAUUAACUGCAUUACUUACAUAGCUAUGUUAGCUUUAGCUAUGCUGGCUAAAGCUUACACUACCUUUGUGGUCAGCUACGUAGCUUAUGUAGCUACACCAGCUUUCCUAUGUAGCUAAUGCUAAUGAGGCCAAUCUUCAUGUAGCAACAUUAAAAACUGGAAAUACAUUGUAUCUGCAAAUCAGGCUACUUCCAUCCUGAUGAUAGGGAUGAGUAUCGAAAUCAGGUACCGACAGAGGUAUCAAUUCUUCAUUUUGAUAUCCAACCACCCCAAUACGACCCCCUGCCACCCCAAAUGACGGCAAGAAAAAUGUACAGAAGUCACACAAUUUUCUUUUUCUUAUCCCAUGUUUGAAUGGCAUCUUAUAAAAAUGAAUCAUUUACACUACCCAGACAGCUUUUGUUCUCCCACUGAUGUUCGACACACUUUUUCUAUCUAAAAAGUUUCGAUUCAGGCACCGUCAGGCACUGGCACUGUAUAAAAAGUACUGAUUUAGCACUGGUAUCAGAAAGAAAAAAAAUCCCAACCCUAGACGGUGGUGGUAAUACUGUAGUAGUCUGCAAAAGGGGCAUCUGAGAUCUGCUGCUUGCAUCUACACCUCUCGCUCGAAUUUUUGAAGUUGCAGAAAACGGUUGAAGUUUUGAUCUUCUCAGCUACCUUUCAUCCAGAAAGCUUCCUUUCCAUGUCGUCGAGUGACCUGUUUGAAAACAUAUCUGUUUUCUGUUGCUUUAUUUUAUUCUUUUUUUGUGCUGGUUUGCUAUCAUUUGUUGAAAUAUGUGAUUAUGUUGACAUGUAUAAAAUCCACUGGAUCUAGGGUUGGGUUUAAAGUUAAUAUACUGAAUUUCUGUGACCAUUUUUAAGCAAGUAUUGAUCAGCUGUUCUUUUGGUCUGACAUAUUUCCAAUGUUGAUCACCUUGAGGGUUAUUUCUAUAAAUAUUUGAUCCUUUUCAUUUAACUAUCUCUGAAAUCAGCCUCACAGCUUCAGCAGCGGUAACAGUGCUUUUCUCCACGACGCUGUCGUGUCAUGUAAACAUAGUAGAACACAAUCCAAUAGAUGUGAAAUAUUUUCAUACAAAAUAAUAAAAAAAAACACAUCAUUAACUCAAACUCACCAAAGAGACAAACCAUGUUUACCAGCAUCUCUAGUUUUUGGCAGCCUAUUUCUAAAGCUGUCACUGCACUUUGAUGACCAAAUUGUGUUCAUGGUUAAUUUGUACGCUAUUUAAUGAACACUGUUUAAUGUAUUCAAAGCAGUCUGGCAUCAGAGUUGUUAACUAUUACUGUACCUGAAUACAUCAGACCAACUGAUUCUAUGGGAAACAAACCACCUAUGUUGCCUUACAACAAAAUGAACUGCAUCUUUAUGUGAAAAGGAAGCUAAUGUCACCGUAAAUCAAAUUUCAUUGUGUUACUGAAAAACAUUUGUACAUGCACAUUUGUGAAGAAAAUGUUCAUUUGA